CCGCGGCGCGGGCAGGGGGUGUCCGCGUGUCAGCGCCCUCGGGCGGCCGCGUUGUUGCCUGUGCCAGCAGCCGCCCCCGCCGCCCGCGCGCCCAGGCGCAGGUUUGGAUUUUAGAAAAAAAGUCUUCUGGCAGAGACCUGGAGCUUGCUAGUGUGAUAUAGACCACCUCCUGCCACCCUGCUGCAGUGACUUUCGCUGGGAGUGGAGUGGCAGGUCCAGCUGGCCAGCCUCAGCAUUCAUCGAUGUCACCCGUGGCAGGCUGCGAGGAACAGUGGUGGCCAUGCCCUCCUCAGCCCCAGCGGCUCCUUCUCCCCCACGCUAAUCUGCAUGGUGUGGGUGCCCCUGGGACCCCAGAGGACUGAACGUCUGAUCUGGCUUCACACCCCCAGUAACAAGUCCCCCAAGAUGUCGCUGGAGUGGCUGGUAGCCUGGGGCUGGUCACUGGACGGCCUCAGGGACUGCGUGGCCACCGGCAUCCAAUCGGUGCGGGACUGCGACAGCACGGCCGUGGUCACCGUAGCCUGCCUGCUGGUCCUGUUCGUGUGGUACUGUUACCACGUGGGCAGGGAGCAGCCCCGGCCCUACGUGUCGGUGAACUCGCUCAUGCAGGGCGCCGAGGCGCACGGGCUGCAGAAUGGCUUCGCCUACUGCCAGGCGCCCGAGUGCGUGCGCUGCACCCACGAGGGCCUCAACCAGAAGCUCUACCACAACCUGCAGGAGUACGCCAAGCGCUACUCGUGGUCCGGCAUGGGCCGCAUCCACAAGGGCAUCCGCGAGCAGGGCCGCUACCUCAGCAGCCGGCCCUCCAUCCAGAAGCCCGAGGUCUUCUUCCUGCCCGACCUGCCCACCUCGCCCUACUUCUCCCGGGACGCGCAGAAGCACGACGUGGAGCUGCUCGAGCGGAACUUCCAGACUGUCCUGUGCGAGUUCGAGGCCCUCUACAAGGCCUUCUCGAACUGCAGCCUCCCGCAGGGCUGGAAGCUCAACAGCACCCCCAGCGGGGAGUGGCUCACCUUUUACUUGGUCAAUCAGGGGGUUUGCGUCCCCAGGAACUGCAGGAAGUGCCCACGGACGUACCGCUUGCUCGGAAGCCUUCGGACCUGUAUUGGGAACAAUGUUUUUGGAAAUGCGUGCAUCUCCGUGCUGAGCCCCGGGACUGUGAUCACGGAGCACUACGGACCCACGAACAUCCGCAUCCGGUGCCACUUAGGGCUCAAGACUCCGAGCGGCUGUGAGCUGGUGGUGGGGGGCGAGCCCCAGUGCUGGGCCGAGGGCCGCUGCCUGCUCUUCGACGACUCCUUCCUGCACACCGCGUUCCACGAAGGGUCGGCAGAGGAUGGCCCCCGGGUGGUCUUCAUGGUGGACUUGUGGCAUCCGAACGUGGCGGCGGCCGAGCGGCAGGCCCUUGACUUCAUCUUUGCUCCUGGGCGAUGAGGACACUUCCCCGCUGGAGCGGCCAGGGGGGCCGGGGCACACCUGGGCGGACCCGGGACAGUGCGCCCGCCCGGCCACAGGCCACGCUCAGCACCUGCCUCCCGGGAAGCGCCCUGGGAUCUUGGAGGGCGCGGUCCCUCUGCCGCGUGGUCACUGUAAAUGGAGCCCUGCAGCUUGUGUUUCCUUAGGUUUCUUUUCUCCUCCUUCCUUCCAAUUGUCGCUUCUGAGAUUCCUUUCUGGCCAGCUAGCGCGUCCCCUGGGCCCGUGACCAGGGACGCGGUGCCUCUUUGAGUCCGUCUGUCGCGUCGCCCCUUGGUUUCUUCAUGUUUUCAAACAGAGUAACCAAACGGCCACCGUCCGGCUGUCGGAGACGAAGCUGCUCGUGGUCACCUCUAGGCAAAGCAGACGCCAGCCAGCCAGCCACGCGGCCCCUUUGCUGGCACACGGAGGAUCCUUCGGCCGCCCAGGGCAGGGGACAGUCUGAGGUCUCCGCUCCUGGCUGGCUCUGGUGGCAGGGAGCGGGCCUGCAGAUCUCCCCAGGGGUGGCGUCCAGGGUCGGGGAACUGUGGCCACUGUCCUCUUGCCCAAAGCCGUCAGUUCCCUGCAGGGACCGGCCCUCCACUGGUGGCUUCCUCCAGAGCCAAGGCCGGGGUCCUCCAGAGCCGGGCCGGGCUCCCAGGCCAGCAGUGGCCACUCACCUCACUGCCCACAGAUGCCCACUGCCAGGCCAGGCCGGGCACAGCCCCUCAGCGUCUGGAGUCCAGGGUGGUCCAGGGCAGGGCCAGGCUGCCUGGGGGGGAGGCUCGCCACCCGACUCCCAGCAGGGCUGUCCCCGAUGAUGGCAGUGCCAGCUCUGACCAAAGCGUCCCUUUUGACCUGGAGUCUGUUCCCGUGAUUUUCUCCCUGUUUGUUCGCGAAGGUUCCAGCGGCCGCGGGGGGCCGCUGUGUGCCUUGCCGUCCCGCGAGGCUGCGUGCCCAACAAAGGUGACCGGGGCCAGCGUGGGUGAGGGCUCAGGGAGGCCUGCAGACCCCAAUACCUAGGGCCACUGCACCAGCUGGGUGGCCUCCUGUGAAGACAUGUCCGCCCGUAGGAGAGGCCCCGGUGAAACAGCUUCCCUUAGCUGAGAGCCGAGGGGAGCCACACGAGAGGGACCUUGUGGGGACAGUGUCCCGGGGCCAGUGGAGGUCCACGCAGCACAGCAGCAGGAUGGGGCACACAGCUCUGGCGCUGGGCCUGUUGGUGUCCUAAUAUGAACCGAGGUCCCCAGGAGGGGCCGUGUGCGAGAAGCCGGGAUCUGAAGCGCCGGGUGUCACUGGCUGUGUGUGAAGAGGACACGUCUGUGGCGGGCGAGGGGAACACAGGAGGCAGGGUUGUCACCCGGAGUCCCCGUGCCCGUCGCGUGUCUCGUCAGAGAAUCGCCGAGGUGCAUGACCCCACACGAGCCGACCUUCCUGCUCCAGUUUACAAACCAACAGCCACACGGACACCUGGCUGCCCGGCCCCCUGUCAUGGUUGGGGACAGAGAUAAAUAAAGGAUCUUGCUGAAA
This is a messenger RNA of Marmota monax (woodchuck), 2982 nucleotides long. RefSeq names its product aspartate beta-hydroxylase domain containing 2 (gene Asphd2). The transcript is spliced from 4 exons. The coding region runs from base 328 to 1434 and encodes 368 amino acids. NCBI's taxonomy places the organism in Eukaryota, Metazoa, Chordata, Mammalia, Rodentia, Sciuridae. The record is from RefSeq and is a predicted model, not a curated record.